AUUGGGUUCUGCUAAAUGUAUCCCAAGUGAAAGAAGGACAGCAGGUGGUGGUGUGGAACAUGUCUGUGGUGCGCUGUCAUCAACAGGAGAGGAAGGAGGAAGUGGCAGGACUGGACUGGACUGGACUUGGAGAUGUAGUUAGCUGCCUCCACCGAGUCACCAGCAUCUUACUAGCUAGGCAGCUACACACUACUAGUAUUUGACAAUGCGAUGGGUAACUGCUGGGGAUAUUGUGUCGGGCUCUUCAGGAGAGAAGCCAACAGAAUCCAGAGAGGAGGCGGUUCAAAGUACUUCCGAAGCAGCACCACAGGAGAACAUUAUACAAUAGAGUUUGAAAAUCUCGUUGAGAGCGAUGAGGCAGAGAGUCCGCAGCCCUGUCCGAGGCCCAUCAGUGAAGAUGAGAUCAAGCACCUCAAAGAUCACCGCUACGCCGCGCUGUCAGACCACCAGAUCCUGAUCGACCAGAAGCUCCAAGUGGAGUUAGAGGCACAAGAGGAGAAGUUGAGGCUAGAAGAGGAGGCUAGAAAUGCCGCCCAGCGCGAGGCCGCCAGGUUGGCGCGUGAACGCAAAAUGAAGGAGCUGCCUGGCCAGAGGAGCCGCGGGAAGGCAGACGGCUCCGGCGGCGACCCUCGGCGAAGAAAACAAAACUCCGGGGAGGAUUUUGACGUCUACCUCCAGAAUGUAAAAGCCCAGUCGGACGCCUUCAGGGGGAACCGACUGCCGUCCGACACCAACGCGGUGACUCCCAACACAGAGUGCAGCUGGGACUUCACCACCAAGACCCGCUCCACCAACGAUGACGGCACCUCGCUGGAUCUGGAGUGGGAAGACGAGGAGGGAAUCAACCGGGGACUCCCGGUGUGGGAGAGGUCCCGGACGGAGGAGGACAUCCUGCGCGCAGCCCUGAGGCCCGGCGGCAAGCAGGCCAGCAGCGGGCCGCCCUCGGCCUCGGAGGACUCCAACGCACUGGAGUGGGAGAACGAUUUCGUGGGGACCCACUCGGAGGACAAUGCAGACACAGAGUUUGAAGGGUUCGUCAACCCGGUCCUAGACACUCCCUCCGAGGACACCGCGGACGGCGGCCUCGUGUCGGACCGGGACAGAUAGUGUCCAGCCCCACAGGAGGCGCUCGUCGGGUCGUCUUGACGUCAAGGCUUCUUUUUUUUUUUCCUUCUCAUGAAAAGGAAACGUACGCAGAUGCUCUUCAUAUUCCCGUAAUCUGAGACGGAUGCUGCGGGGGAACGGUUGCGUGUGUCCACACUGCAGUAGGAUGUGGUGUACCGUUUUUAAUCAGAGACUCGUUUUUUCCCAGUGCCUUCAUUAGACUUAAUAGCAAACCAUUUCUGCGUUGUGAGCUACAGAGAUCAGUUACCACCCGACUGCGUUCCACACGUCAUCCAGCUGCACCAAACUGCAGAAGAAGUCCUCGGUCGAUUAAACCUUCAGUUUUAAUCAAGUUGUUGCAUGAUGUCUAAAAAAGAAACCGAAUUUCAUAUAAAGGGUUUAAAUAUUAGACCAAAUCACUGGAACCAAGAUAGUUCCCUCGGUCCCUUGUGUUGGAGAUGUCUAAUCAUCCUCAGCAUGGAUUUGUUGAUGUUCAGAACUUUCCUGGCUGUUGGGUUGAAAGCAGCCAGCAUGCCGUCUAGCAGCAGAAUUCUCAAACAAGGCGUCCGUGCACGCAUUCUGACAAGGACGCACCCGCUCCGUCAUCUUAGCGACGUGGGACUUUAAAGUACAUUUAAAACGCCAUGUCAAGCUGUUAGACAUACGAUUAAGCACACACACAAUGAGCUUUUAGACUGCCAUUUUCUUUCUUUUUCCCUUAGAUUUGUUUGAGAAGAUCUUUCAUUUCCUUUUAUGUUCAAAUCAACGGCACAGAACAGCAACAUCAUUGCCGGGUACGAAGACAUCCACAGAGUGCACACCACAAACAUUUUAAGGACAGCGGUUGUCUAUGGGUGCCUACAUUGUUUGCAUAGAAUUAUCUAAGAAUAUUAGGGCAAAUAUCCUUUUUUCAUAGACUGAGAAGCUCUAGUUGCUCAUGAUAAUGAUGUUGACAUACUGAGGGUUAAUUUUUAUAUCCACUGAUCCCACUACAACCUGGAAAAUGUGUUCAUUUAAGAAGAUGGAUUAAACUGGAUUAUGAUCAUUUCCUCAGUAUGUACGUACAUGCGUCACAAAUCCUAGCAUCUAAAUCAUCACACUGGUGAUGUUGGUCAAUUAUUCAAAAAUACACAGUGAUUGCAGGAUAUACAACAAAGGUGGAACAUAACAGAAAACAAUCUUUCCUUCAAACAAAAACCCCUUCAUUUGACCACUACUGCUCUCUGAUUGGUUGGUGGUAUUCUGGUGUUUUGCAUGUAUUCUGGUCUGAACUCACAAGCAGUCACUGUGAACUAGAGACCCAUCAGUCAUGCUCAUCUUAAGAAGCGCUGUUGGGAUUUGUGUGAAUCAUCAUUCAUGAGUUAAUCUUAACAGUAGUUCACUGAUUGCAUUGGUGUGUGUGCGUGUGUGUGUGUGUUAAAUGACAUUGACUCAAGUGAGCCAUGUGUGCGUGUGAGCGAAAAGAGGAAGCUGAUCUGACAGCUGUGUAGACGGGACCCAGCAGACAUUCUUUUUAUUACCCGAGUGUAUCGUUUAGUUAUGAACACAUUGCAAUAUUAUGCUUUAGUUGUGGUCACAUGAUCUCUGUUUUAAUCACGGUUUACUUUCUGUAAAAAAAAAUAGUAAAUGAAUGUAACUUUGCAUUACUUCUUAGAAAUCUUUAAAAAUGGGCGGGGCAUCGCACGCACUCACUUUUAAUGACUUUCUGUAACAAAAUCCUCAUCACAUUAAAUAGAUUGUUCACGUGGAUUUUGUUAUUUUCACACCGGCAGAAGGUGUGUAGUUAAAAUACAAGUUUGAAGGAUAACAAACUAUUAUUAUAUUAUGUUACAGCAGCACCUUUAACCACACAAAAGGAGGAAGGGUGUGGGCAUGGUCUAAAUUGGAGGCGGGGCUAUCUCAUGGUGGUUGAACUUGGCACUACUGUGGUUUUCUUUUUUAAUGAAUCAAUGCGGUUAAAAGACUUUAAGCUCAUCCACCAAAGCAUCUUUCUACUGUACAACUAAUCUGUUUUAAAUUAAAGUUGCUUCUGUUAACUUUUAUUGUAAUUUAAUUCUAUCAAACCAACAAACCAUUUGUCCCCGUAAUGUUGGAAAUGGGGCUUUGGGGGGCCAAAGUGGGCCAUUUAUAGCUUUCAUCUAAAUUAAAGAAAGUACAAUGAUGUCGAGAAUAAGCGUACACGACCAGUUUAGCGUGAGGGAAAGGUCAGAUUAGAUUAACCGACUAACUUUAGGGUUUUCACAGGUUACAGCUCGUACAGCAAAGGAUCAUCUUUGGAAGCUUAAGCAGAUGUUAAACAUAGAAAAACAGCAUUCCAUCACUGAGUUUCUACCUGUUUGAUCAAGUGUUAAUCAAACCCCUUUGACGAUGGCUUAGCAGAGACAACUGCCGAAUGUGAAUGCUGAUGCGUUUAUUACAAAGUAUUUAUUUCUUCACAUGAACAAAUCCGGAAUGUGAUUACUUAAGUUGUUAAAUGAAUUAAAAUAAUGUAUCAGGUAAUAUUCAGUAAACAGACAAGUUACUCUAAUAGAAAAAAGCCUCUGAUGUGAGCAGUGAUGUGUCCCUUGAGAGUGGGCACUACUCACAGAACUACAACUGCAACCUUUUUCCAAUCAGCUUUGCACCAACAGAUGAUUCAUUGCAGCUUGGACUUCCCUGUAAAUAAAAGUUGUCUUUGCAUAUUUGUGUUGGAGAUGGUAGUGGAUUUUUGCACAUAAAUUAAUUAAAUACAUGAUUACUUGACACCA
Molecule: messenger RNA, 3851 nt
Organism: Gasterosteus aculeatus aculeatus (three-spined stickleback)
Lineage: Eukaryota; Metazoa; Chordata; Actinopteri; Perciformes; Gasterosteidae
Source: RefSeq, a predicted model, not a curated record